UCCCAGACACUCUUGACAGGGGCCCAGUUAUUACUCCUAUUGCGUGUCUUGCUCCUAGAGAAGCGAAUCAGCGUCACCUUCACCGAGGUUCAGUUCUAAAGUUUCCACCCACCCGCCUGGAUGCAGAAUCUUCACAGAGCUGCAGAAUGGGGGUAGUGGCUCCCCUAGAGCUGUUCCUGCUGCUGUUGGGGACCCUGGCCCUGACGGACAUUUGGGCAGUUUCCCAGCCUACAGGCUCCCACUCCUUGAGGUAUUUCGACACCUCGGUGUCCCGGCCGGGUCACGGGAAGCCCCGCUUCAUCUCCGUGGGCUACGUGGACGACACGCAGUUCGUGCGCUUCGACAGCGACACCGAGAAUCCCAGGGAGGAGGCGCGGGCGCCAUGGAUGGAGCAAGAGGGAUCUGAGUUUUGGGACCAGAUCACACAGAUUUCCACGAGCAACGCACAUCAUCACCUAGUGUGCUUGAACAACCUGCGCGGGUACUACAACCAGAGCGAGGGCGGCUCUCACAUACUCCAGAGGAUUUGGGGCUGUGACGUGGGGCCAGACAGACGCUUCCUCCGUGGGUACAAGCAGUACGCCUAUGAUGGCAAGGAUUACAUCUCCCUGAAUGAGGACCUGAGCUCCUGGACCUCAGCGGACGCAGCUGCCCGAAACACCCAGCGGAAGUUGGAGGCAGCCGGUGACGCAGAGCACAGCAGGGCCUACCUGGAGGGUACCUGUGUGGAGGAGCUCCUCAGAUAUCUGGAGAACGGGAAGGAGGCAUUGCAGCGCUUAGACCCCCCAAAGACACAUCUGACUCACCACACUAGCCCUGACGGAGAUGUCACUCUGAAGUGCUGGGCCCUGGGAUUCUACCCUAAGGAGAUCACCCUGAACUGGCAACGAGAUGGGGAGGACCAGAUCCAGGACAUGGAACUUGUGGAGACCAGGCCUGCAGGGGAUGGAAACUUCCAGAAAUGGGCAGCUGUGGUGGUGUCUGCUGGAGAGGAGCAGAGAUACACAUGCCAUGUGCACCAUGAGGGGCUGCCUGAGCCCCUCAUCCUGAGAUGGGAGCCACCCUCUCAGCCCAUCAUGAGAAUUGUUGCUGGCCUGGUCCUCCUUGGAGCUGUUAUCACUGGAGCUGUGGUCCCUUUUGUCUUGUGGAAGAAGAAAAACACAGGAUGUUUUCUUCCCAAAGGAGUAAAAAAAAGGACCUAUGCUUCAGCUGCCUGUAAUGACAGUGCCCAGGACUCUGAUGUGUCUCUCACUGCUUAGACAGUGAGAGACAGCUGCCUCUGUGGGACUGAACAAUACAGGAUUUCUUCAGUUCUCUUCCUGCUUCCUACUGCAAUUUCAAGGGGUCCCAACUUUUCUUUGUGCAGCUGGAAUGUAACUGUCUAUGCGUCUGUAUUCCUGUGAUAAUAAUGUGAGAAAAUGGAGAGAGGAGAAUAUCCCACCAAGACCCCUCCCACACUAUUCUGUUCUCUUCCUCAAUCAACUUUCCUAUGGUGCAAAUUGGGGCUAAGAUGUCUCCAUUCCUGAUUUAGCCUUUUGUUGCCCUGAGCUGUAGCUGCUUCUUUCCCUAUUGAAAAAAAUGAAUCUGAAUAUUGAUUUCUAUUUCAAAUUUGUGCCAUGAAAUAUGGUCAAUGGGUUAAUUAAAUGGAAGGGAGUUUCCUAAAAUCAAUAGAGAAAAUAAAACCUGAAACCUUACAGAA
Molecule: messenger RNA, 1699 nt
Organism: Marmota monax (woodchuck)
Lineage: Eukaryota; Metazoa; Chordata; Mammalia; Rodentia; Sciuridae
Product: class I histocompatibility antigen, Gogo-OKO alpha chain
Exons: 8
Coding region: 147-1259 (370 amino acids)
Biological process (GO): antigen processing and presentation of endogenous peptide antigen via MHC class I via ER pathway, TAP-independent; positive regulation of T cell mediated cytotoxicity; antigen processing and presentation of endogenous peptide antigen via MHC class Ib
Cellular component (GO): external side of plasma membrane
Molecular function (GO): peptide antigen binding; signaling receptor binding
Source: RefSeq, a predicted model, not a curated record